Messenger RNA from Belonocnema kinseyi, 1775 nucleotides. RefSeq names its product m7GpppX diphosphatase (gene Dcps). The record is from RefSeq and is a predicted model, not a curated record. NCBI's taxonomy places the organism in Eukaryota, Metazoa, Arthropoda, Insecta, Hymenoptera, Cynipidae. Gene Ontology annotation, biological process: deadenylation-dependent decapping of nuclear-transcribed mRNA. The coding region runs from base 118 to 1488 and encodes 456 amino acids. Gene Ontology annotation, cellular component: nucleus; P-body. The transcript has 4 exons. Gene Ontology annotation, molecular function: RNA 7-methylguanosine cap binding; hydrolase activity.
UCACAGUGUUAAAAAGCUUGACAGUUCAUUCCAGUAUAUUUUCUCUUUUGAAGUAACAAAAAUCAUUGAAAUUCAUUCGUUUGGCUCAUUUUUCAUUGAAAUUUCGCGAAUUUAAAAAUGCCUAAAACUUCCCAAAGUAAGAAGGCCAAAGGUAAGGCAGUCAAAAGUGACUUGCCAAAGCGUUCAUCGGGUAAGAAGUUUCAGUUACAGUGGUACGAUGAAUACCCGGAAUGGAGAAAUUGGGUAAGACCAAUUAAAAACGACAAUUUGUUCUAUUGUCGCGCUUGCAAAAAACCAUUUUCUUGCAGUAAAUCAAAUAUUGAAUGUCACGAAAAAACUAAAGUACACGCAAAAGCAUUUAGCUUGCUGAAAUUUGACGAAGCACGCAUUCUGUCGCAAACAGCUUCAGGUAAAUUUCUCACUCGAUCUGGCAGCACUGUUGAAGUUGAAGACUAUUCAGUGUUAAACAUGGCGGACCGCAAACCCGAGGAAAUCGUAACCGAGUGUUCUCCCGAGAAAAAAGUUAAAUCCGAGCUAGAAAAAUGCGAAAACGACGUCAGUGUUCACAAGAGUGCAAUAAGUCUGUCGAACUUUCAAAUGAAACGACUUCUGAAUGUAAAUAGUGCAAGAAAGCAGGUUUUCGUUGAAGGGAACUUUGCCGGCCACGACAGUUCGGCGAUUGUUAUCCUCGAGAAGAAGAGCUUUCCGGUCGAAGAAAUAUUCCUCAACAGAGGCUUUUUCAACGAGGGAACCAUCAUUCGAAAGAAUUAUCGAAACGGGAUUUAUGGAAAUUACGAGUGUUUCCCAACGCGGGAAUAUAACGGUAUAAAUGCGACUGUAAUUCAUCCCGCUUCUCAAUCACACCUGGACAAGUAUUCGGUGAAAGAACUUCAUCUUGUGGAGGAAACCUACGAGACCUACAAAAAUAUUACUCUUCCUCACAUAGAGUCUCAACAAUUUUCCUUAGAGUGGGUUGAUAAUAUUCUGGCACACAGAGCGGAAGCCGACAGAAUAAUUUACGAGGAUAAGAAUAAAGAAACGGGAUUUUUGAUGCUACCUGACCUAAAAUGGGAUGGGAAUCCGGAAUCUUUGACUGUUUUGGCAUUGGCUAUUAAGAGAAUUAAGUCGAUCAGAGAGUUGAAUGCUUCUCACUUGCCUUUACUAAAAAACAUCCAAAAGGCCGGGAUUGAGACGAUUUUGAAGAAAUACAACGUCCCAGCAUCUCGCCUCCGAAUUUACUUGCAUUAUCGACCUUCUUAUUACCAUCUUCAUGUCCAUUUUACAUAUCUCAUGUUCGAAAGUCAAGGUACAUUUGUCGAAAAGGCCCAUUUGCUUUCGACGGUGAUCCAGAAUAUAGAACUGAUGCCAGAUUACUACCAAAAAGCGAGUUUGUCUUUCGCUGUCGCGGAAAACGAUCCACUCUAUAAAAAAUAUCAAGAACACGGUUUGCUGCCUUCGGAAACUAGUUCUUCCGCCGAAACUAGUUAAAUUAGACAUGAAUUUCAACAUAUAUUUUGACUGAAGUACACUUUUUAUACGAAUCAAUGUAUCACAAUUUAUCGUUUUACGGUCUAUGGACAAAUGAAGAGAAACAAAAAACAAAAAAGAAAAAAAGAAAGAAAGAAAGAGUGUGUAAGUGGAAAUUUAUGUAUCGUGAUUUUAAUCCUGUGACACAAAAAAACAUGCAUCCUACUUUUGCAUUGAUUUUUCCCAUCAGCUUAGUGUAUCAUGUAUUUAUUCUCUGAAAUUAAAACUGCUUCAGCAUAUCACAGUUA